This is a messenger RNA of Sesamum indicum (sesame), 2446 nucleotides long. Its product is annotated as Pentatricopeptide repeat (PPR) superfamily protein. NCBI's taxonomy places the organism in Eukaryota, Viridiplantae, Streptophyta, Magnoliopsida, Lamiales, Pedaliaceae. Gene Ontology annotation, molecular function: zinc ion binding; RNA binding; protein binding. Gene Ontology annotation, biological process: RNA modification. The record is from RefSeq and is a predicted model, not a curated record.
UUAAACAUAUUGACAAAUGAAAUUGGUACUCUUUAUUUUUCUCUUGAACAUUUGAUGACUGGUACUACAAAUCACAUCUUAGUUCAUCCUGUAGAAUCUUCUUUAAACUUUUUCCCAGCAAAAGUGAGUAGUUUCUAGUUACGCUAUGAGUAUUUGGAGUCACUUUACUUGAUGAGUGCAGCCCUGUUUUCUUGGUGGAAUUUAGCUUUUCAUCACUGGGCAUAGAGUUAAGAUUUAAGGUGGAUACUGAAUUAGUCUUAUGCACUGAAGGUAUUCGAUAUUUUGACAAGCUAAAUUUUAAACUUGGAAACACCUCCAUAGUUGAUGAACUUUGGCAAGUAUUGGGUAUGGUGGCAUUUCACAUCAUUCCAUGGCAUUGCAGGAGAUACAAGCGGCUCUUUUUCAAGGCUUCACUGCUUUCAGCCACCUCAAGCACAUUCAUGCACGCCUCCUGCGGUUCUACCUCAAUCAGAACCACUAUUUAUUAAAUAAGUUGUUAAAAUGCGCCUUUCAUUUCAGCCACCCGGACUAUGCCGUGACUGUAUUUAGGCAGACCCAUGAACCCAAUAUUUAUUUGUACCAUACUAUGAUUCGUGGGUUGGUCUCAAAUGAUUGUUUUAACCAAGCUAUAGAUUUCUUCUACUUGAUGCGCAAAGAAGGAUUUUUGCCUAACAAUUUUACGUUCCCUUUUGUUCUCAAGUCUUGCUCGAGGAACUUGGAUUUUGGGCUGGGUGCAAAGGUUCAUUCUCUGGUUGUCAAAGUGGGUUAUGAUGGUGAUGUUUUUGUGAAGACCGGCUUGGUGGGGUUCUACUCAAAAUUGGAGAGGCUGGAGGAUGCCCAGAAGUUGUUUGAUGAUAUUCCUGAGAAGAAUGUGGUUUCUUGGACUGCGAUAAUGGGUGGUUAUGUUGGAGCUGGAAGAUUCAGAGAGGUGGUUGAUUUAUUUAGGAAGUCCUUGGCAAUGGGUUUAAGGCCAGACAGUUAUACGCUUGUUCGGGUUUUAUCUGCAUGCAGUCAGCUGGGAGAUUUGGGGGCUGGCCAGUGGAUUCAUAAGUAUGUUUUGGACAUAGGAAUGGGUAGUAAUGUGUUUGUGAAUACUUCUUUGGUAGAUAUGUAUGCGAAGUGUGGAAACAUGGAGAAGGCUCGUGCCGUGUUCAAUGAGAUGCUAGAAAGGGAUAUUGUUACUUGGGGUGCCAUCAUUCAAGGUUAUGCCGCAAAUGGACUACCAAAAGAGGCUUUAGAAAUGUUCCAUAGAAUGCAAAAGGAGAAUUUGAAACCAGAUUGCUAUGUCAUGGUUGGGGUGCUCUCUGCAUGUGCAAGGUUAGGAGCUUUGGAACUGGGAGAACGGGCUAGCAGCAUGAUGGACAGGAGUGAGUUUCUCUCAAAUCCUGUAAUGGGUACUGCCUUGGUUGACAUGUAUGCUAAAUGUGGGAAGAUGGCCGUAGCCUGGGAAGUCUUCAAAAGGAUGAAAGUGAAGGAUCUUAUAAUUUUUAAUGCAGUCAUAUCAGGCUUGGCUAUGACUGGCCACGUGAAAGCUGCAUUUUGUUGUUUUGGUCUAUUAGAGAAAUGUGGGUUGAAGCCUGAUGGAAAUACCUUUCUUGGUCUGCUUUGUGCGUGUUCUCAUGCUGGUCUUGUUGAUGACGGGCGUAGAUAUUUCUAUGCCAUGAGUUGCUUGUAUUCUUUAACUCCUACUAUUGAGCAUUAUGGAAGCAUGGUUGAUCUUCUUGCUCGAGCAGGUUUGUUAGAUGAAGCCCAUCGAAUGGUGUGGAAUAUGCCAAUGAAGGCUAACGCUAUAGUUUGGGGAGCUUUGUUGGGUGGCUGUCGGUUACACAAGAACACUCAAUUGGCUGAACAUGUCCUGAAACAGUUGAUAAAAUUAGAACCCUGGAACUCAGGAAACUAUGUCCUUCUAUCAAACAUUUACUCAGCUAACCAGAAAUGGGAUGAGUCGGAGAAUGUUAGGUCAAUUAUGAAAGAGAGCGGCAUUCAGAAAGUGCGUGGCUAUAGUUGGAUAGAGAUAAAUGGAAUUGUUCAUGAGUUCCUUGUUGGAGAUACUUACCAUCCUAUGUCGGAUAAAAUAUAUGCAAAACUCAUGGAGCUGGCCAAAGAACUGAGAGCAGCCGGCUAUGUGCCUACUACAGAAUUCGUGCUCUUCGACAUUGAAGAGGAGGAGAAGGAGCAUUUCCUGGGUUGCCACAGUGAGAAGCUAGCUCUUGCAUUUGGCCUAAUUUGUACUAACACUGAUGCAGUCAUCCGAAUAGUUAAAAACCUUCGAGUAUGUGGCGAUUGUCAUACAGCCAUCAAACUCAUCUCAAAGAUAACGGGACGAGAAAUUAUUGUCCGGGAUACUAACCGUUUCCAUCACUUCGUGGAUGGAUCAUGCUCAUGUAGAGAUUAUUGGUGAGGUAUGGUCAGGCUGAUAAUGAAAUUACACCAGUCACUUUUGCUA